Molecule: messenger RNA, 1437 nt
Organism: Rotaria socialis
Lineage: Eukaryota; Metazoa; Rotifera; Eurotatoria; Philodinida; Philodinidae
Source: the annotation of a GenBank genome assembly
AUGAAACUUAUAUACAGUAUUCUAGUUUUUGUUAAUCUUAUCAAUAUAUUCCAUACACUUGUCUGUCCUAUUUAUCCAUCGCGUAAAAUAAAUUCUCGUCAAUUCCAAUCUAUUAAAACUUGUGAUACGAAUUGUACAUUUUCUUCUGUAUUAGAAAAGCACAAUGCUUGUCUCGGUGUUUACUAUAAUUAUUCAGGAAUUAUACUUAUUAAACAAUUAGAUGUUAUUUACAGUGAUGUACAAUGUUUAACAUCGAAAAAAUGUUUACUUGAAAUUGAUUCAAAGAAUUCUCAGUCAUUUUCAUGUUGUUGCACAACAGAUAAUUGCACUCUCGAUUGGCAGACUAUAGCAGCAACAACCUAUCGUACAAUUUUCAUAAAUCAUACAGCAACUAUUGAAACUAUUAUAAUUACUGAAGAUCAGUAUUCAUGGAAAUUACUUUCUAUAAUAAUUACAUUCGUAAUAAUUAUUGUACUUAUUAUAUUUGGAUUAUGUCUAUGGAAGUCACGGGGAAAUAAAUAUGUAAAUGAAGAUAGAAAAUCCUUACCACCUUCAAUGGAAGAUUUAUUUUUUUCUGCACAAGAAUUAAAUGUAGGAAAAAGUAGUAUUGUUUAUAAAGCAAUUUUAGAACAUAAUAUUGCUGCUCUCAAAGUUUAUAAUCAAGCAAAUAUAUUAAUAUGGAAAAAUGAAAUUACAAUACUGAAAUCGAUUAAACAUGAAUCAAUCAUUAGGAUUCUAUCUGAAGGUCAAUAUGAUUCACAUUUAUAUCUUCUAUUACCCUUCUAUGAAAAUGGUACACUUCAAUCGUAUUUACAUGCACGAUCAAAAAAAUUAUCUAUGAAUCAAUGUUUAAGAUUUCUACGUACACUUGCUGCAGCAAUUUCUUAUUUACACACGGGAAACAAUAGUAUUCAUACAACCAUUGUUCAUCGUGAUAUAAAAUCUUCCAAUAUACUGAUUGACAAAAAUGAAUUAAAUUUAUGUCUAACAGAUUUUGGUGUUGCUAUGGCACUUCCGCCAGUAUUAACCGAAAAAGACUUCGUACAAAUAGGUACCAUGCGUUAUAUGGCGCCUGAAUUACUCGAAGGUGUUAUUGCACACACACGUGAAGCUCUAUGUAGCGUAGAUAUGUAUGCAUUGGCAUUAGUCAUGUGGGAAAUCCUAACACAAUGUGAAGAGUAUCCAACUACAGAAUAUUGUCCACCCUAUGAGGAGUAUAGAAAGAAAACUUCCGAUGGAUCAUCGUUUACAAGUGAAAUAUAUGAUAUUGUUGUUGUUCAUCGUUUACGACCAUCUCUCAUUCGGCCAUUAAAAGAUAAUCCACAUGUACUGAUUAUGGAUGAACUAUGUUCGUUGAUUGAUGCAUGCUGGAUAACAGAUUCUGAUAUGCGAAUGAAUGCACAAACUCUUGCUUUCAAACUCAAUCAACAUACAUAA